AAGGAUUAGCAAUCAACAAGCGGACGUUGUUGCAUGUCUGUUUAUUAGUAGUGAUUUAUUAAUCACAUAUAUAAUUACUUGGAUACUCUUGUAUAUCAACUCAAACGCCUCAAAAGUAUGGCGUAAGGUGCUGUGUUUUUAGAAAAUAAGACUUAUAAUUAAUUAUUUUUUUAGUCAAUUUGUGAAUUAAUUGUUUUUUGAAUAGUGUAGUGAAUUGUUUUGUGAUUUAAAAUGUCUGGAAGGGAACAAAUAGGAGAAAAAGUGCCCUUUGAGGUGGCAAUGGACAAAACAGGUUUCGGCCUUUACAAUCUGCUGCUGACGAGUCUGGCCGGGCUGGUCAUCAUCUCGUUCGGCUGCAUCGUGUACGGCAGCACGAUCAUCGUACCGUCCAGCGCUUGCGAGCUCGAGACCACGCCGACUCAGCAGGGGCUUCUGGCGUCCGCACCCAUCAUCGGUAAGUCAUCAGGCCAGUAUACGAUAUCGAUGACGAUGCUGAGCGAGAGCGUGCCCAUGGCCAAGCGGAACUUGGUGGUGCUGCUGGUCACCAGUAUCUUCCUGCUCGCCCAGGGCAUCAUGGCAGUGUUAGCGAUCCCCAUAAUACCACUGUCGUUCUCCUACGAGAUGCCAGUCCUGGGCAUCUACUGGAACUCCUGGCGGACGCUUAUGCUGGUCUACUGCGCGCCCAGUUUGCUCUGCGCUUGUUGGCUCUUCUUCAUGCAGGAAAGUCCAAAGUAUGCCUUGGCGAAGGGCGACGAAGCAGAAACCCUCAGGAUACUGAACGUCAUAUAUAAAUUGAACAACAGGAAAUCUUCGGAAGAAUAUCAGGUGAAAGGUAUAGUUGCCGAAGGAAGUUCGGAGAAGGCGUCAACUAAAGACCAGGUGGUGCCACUAUUCAAGGUGCCUCUCCUCAAGUAUACUAUCAUCAUGACCACAUUGUCCGUUUUUCAUCAAAUAACAGCAUUUGGAAUAUGGCUGCCGACCAUAGCCAAUCAAUACGUCCGCUUGCUGGAGACCGGGGAAGGAGCCGAUCUGACGAUAUGUGGAAUAAUCAACACUGAACUCGAGAUUGUUCCUGACCCUGAUGCUACUCCUUGCGCGCUGAAUGUAACAUCUCUACUCAUAGUGUUGGUGGUCGGUGUCAUGCAGUCUUGUUUCAAUUUGAUUAUCAGCGCAUUGGUGGACCGCGUGGGUCGUCGGAACACGGCGAUGGCAAUCACAGCGUUUUGCGGGACGUGCGGUAUCCUGGUGAACCUGGUGCCCGGCGCGCUCGCCAGCCUGCUGCUGUUCGGGCUGUACCUCAUGGCUAUGAUGGUGCUCGGGCUCUACACUGCCAUCAGCGUGGCGCUCUUCCCCACACAUCUGAGAGCGCUGGCCGUCUCGCUGACGAUGACAGGCGGGCGCGUGUUCAGCUUCGCGUCCAUCCAGAUCCUCAACUAUCUGCUCAUCAAUAACUGUGAAGUCGGCUUUUACGUCUACGCUUCAAUUCUAGUUUCAUCCGCAAUUGUUGCAUCAUUUUUGCCUGACGACCGACUGCUGCGGAAGCGAUUGCUACAGCAGCAACAACAAAAACAAAUUGAGAAUCCGGUCCAUGAAGAAGCCAGUGACAAAUCAUAACAGCAUUGUUGAGUUAGACUGAUUUAUUGUUCUACGAUAUUGUUGAGUUAGACUGAUUUAUUGUUCUACGAUAACUGCAUCACGUACAGACAACCAGAAAAUAUUUUUGUAAUUACAAAAUAAUGACUGAUAUUACCAAAAAUAUUCUUCAGUUGAGCUGUAUGACCAAUUUAAUUUAAUUUAACCUUUGUCUUAUUCUUAAUCUAUAGCUUUAAGUAUUUAAUAAAUUAUUACUAUUUUUUUACAUCGUUAAAAAUUCAAUAU
Molecule: messenger RNA, 1878 nt
Organism: Plodia interpunctella (Indianmeal moth)
Lineage: Eukaryota; Metazoa; Arthropoda; Insecta; Lepidoptera; Pyralidae
Exons: 11
Coding region: 232-1614 (460 amino acids)
Biological process (GO): transmembrane transport
Cellular component (GO): membrane
Molecular function (GO): transmembrane transporter activity
Source: RefSeq, a predicted model, not a curated record